Messenger RNA from Symbiodinium necroappetens, 644 nucleotides. Lineage: Eukaryota; Dinophyceae; Suessiales; Symbiodiniaceae. The record is from the annotation of a GenBank genome assembly.
AUGGUCAUGGUGGCGGGAGAGAUUACCACCGGCGCCAAGCUGGACUAUGACAAGGUGGUGCGUGGAGUCGUGGCACAGAUCGGCUUCGACAGCUUCGUGGAUGAUCUUUCCAGCGUGGACAGCAAGGGUUUGAGCCACAAGACCUGCGAGGUUCUGGUCCGCAUCAACAAGCAGAGCCCGGACAUUGCCGGCGGAGUGCAUGUCGGUAAGAACGAGAUGGAUGUGGGAGCUGGGGACCAGGGUAUCAUGUUCGGUUAUGCCAGCGACGAGACUUCCGACUGCAUGCCGCUGACCCACUCCAUGGCCACAAGGCUCGGCAAGACCCUAACGGAGGUGCGCAAGAGCGGUGAGUGCUGGUGGUUGCGCCCGGAUGGCAAGACGCAGGUGACGAUCGAGUAUAUGCAGCAUCCGGACGGCAGUGUGGAGCCCAAGAAGAUCCACACCGUGGUGAUCUCCACCCAGCACGCGGAGCCCUCCAAGGCCAAGCGCACCCAGGAAUGUGCUGGCUACACUGGUGCGGAGAUGGUGGCCCCCAGCAUGGAGCAGAUGAACAAAGAGAUUGAAGAGAAGGUAAUCAAGCGGACGCUUCAGUCGAUCAAGCUGAAGAGCGGCCAGCCGGCCAUCAGCUUGUACGGCAGCCACAC